Panonychus citri (citrus red mite) is the source of this 901-nucleotide messenger RNA. RefSeq names its product COP9 signalosome complex subunit 8-like. Gene Ontology annotation, cellular component: COP9 signalosome. The record is from RefSeq and is a predicted model, not a curated record. Bases 150 to 734 code for a protein of 194 amino acids. NCBI's taxonomy places the organism in Eukaryota, Metazoa, Arthropoda, Arachnida, Trombidiformes, Tetranychidae. The transcript has a single exon. Gene Ontology annotation, biological process: protein deneddylation; COP9 signalosome assembly.
GCGCUUCAAUCGAAUUCUAAUUAAACUCAUGUUUUGAAUUUGAGAGAAAAUAAAUUGUUUGAUUCUCUUUAAUUGUUUACCUUUAAUUUUGUGUUUUAAUUAAAUUCCAAGUUGUUGUUUCAUAAAUUGUUACUUUGCGAUCAAUUAGAAUGGCUGAUAUUUCGAUGACAUUUACUGUUAACCUUGAAAGUGAGAUGGAACAAUUGGAACAGAAAGAAUUGGAAAUGAAAGAAAUUGAAUCAGCUGAUUAUGAGAAAUUACUUGUUAUUUAUUUGGCACAAAAUGAUUUAAUUAAUGCCAAAUUUUUAUGGAAAAGGAUACCGGUCACAAUUAAGGAGAAAUCUGAUUGUUUAAAGUUAAUCUGGGAAGUUGGUAAAUGUUUGAUGACCAAUGAUUUCGCUGGUGUUUAUGGUAAAAUAGAUGGACAAACAUGGCCAAUUCAUGUGUCUCCAAUCAUGGAACAAUUAAGAAAAGAUCAUCAAUCGAGAUUAAUUCAGUUGAUUGGCAAAGGUUAUACGAAGAUCAGUUUGGAAGAUGUGAUUAAAACUACUGGUUGUUCUUCUCAAGAAGAGAUGAUCAAAUUGGGCCAAUCGGUUGGUUGGAAGACUGAUGUUCCUUUCGGAUUUACCAUCGAUAAAAAUGUUACCAUUGAUGAAGAGAAUAGUUUCUCAUCUAAUCAAGAACAAUUGGAAAAACUUACUGAUUAUGUUUCUUUUCUUGAGAAUCAUUACUGAGAAUUUCAUUCCAAUAUUCUUUGUAUUUAUGUAAAAAAGAAACAAAAAACAUUAUCCCAACUUGAGGAAAGAGAAGCAAAAAAUUGAGAAAAUAAUUUCUAUUCUCUCUUGCCCUUAAUUGCUACAGCAAUUAAAUUGGAUUAUGGUCCAAUUUUAAUCCAUAAAAA